AUGCAUUACUUCACAGAGAAAGAAACAAUCUUGAGACUUUCCAGAGAAAAAGACAAGCUCUCCUACAAUGGCUCCGUGGUACAUAUUUUUCCAGACAUCUCCCCAGAGGUGGGCCGCCUCAGAGCCUCAUUCAACCAAGUGAAGCCCAAACUACGAGAUGCAGGAAUCCCAUACAGCCUGUAUUAUCCAGCGAAGAUGACGAUAACGGUGAAAGGAUCCAGGCACGUGUUCACGGAGCCACAAGCAGUGGAGGAGUUCAUCCGCAACAUCGCACCAGCAGCCAACGGAGAUAAAGACGACUGA
Molecule: messenger RNA, 303 nt
Organism: Knipowitschia caucasica
Lineage: Eukaryota; Metazoa; Chordata; Actinopteri; Gobiiformes; Gobiidae
Source: the annotation of a GenBank genome assembly